AGGAAAGUGCAGCACAAUGUCAAACUGGUCUAUUUAUAAUCCCCUCUACUGACAUUUUCCUCCUGUCACUAGUUGCUCCCGAUCUUUCUCGUUAUUUAGUCAUGCAGCCCUAAAUCAAGACUUUGAAGGAUUUUCAAUGCAUGAAUCUUUCAUUAUCUUUUACAAUCUACUCUACGCUGUGUGGAGAGCAUUUCUGCCAGCUGGUGUUGCUAAUGUAGGGCAAGGGCCCUCUUGUCAAGAGGUCUUGAUGGAAAACUUAAGCCCGACACAACAAGCUGUCAAGCAGCUGAAGCAACGGUACCUGGAGGCCUUGCAGACUAACAAUGCCGAGGAGGUCCUCUCGAUCCUGCGCGUUAAGAAACUCCACAUUGACACUGUUUUGGAGGUGGACGACCCCAGCAUGGUCCUGGCCUCGUACAAACAAGGGUAUUGGCUGCCAGGCUACAAACUGGAGAAGUCCUGGGCAAUGGGUCUUCAUGUGUGCGUGAUGUACAACGCUGUAGAAACCGCACUGGCGCUCCUUCAGGAAGGUGCGGCCAUCAACCACAUGCCCAACGGGAAGACGCCGUUGCAUGUGGCCUGCGAGCUGUCCAACGCCGAUUGCGUGGGUCUGCUUUUAGCCCACGGGGCAAAGGUCAACAGCGUGUCCCUAAGCGGACACGCGCCGCUGCACUACUGUAUCACCAAAGAGUCGGUGGACUGCGCCAAGUUGCUCAUCCUCAAAGGUGCGAAGGUGAGCCUACACAGUCACAACAAUGAGGAGGACACACCAUUACACACUGCAGCCAGAUUUGGGAUUCCAGAACUGGUUGCACUCUAUUUGUCCCAUGGAACCCCUGUGGACUUAGUCAACUCUUUCCAUGAGACCGCCCUGAUGACUGCCGCAUUUUGGGCUUUUGACAAUAAAGUGCAAACCUACAGCCAAGAACACCAUCUCGUCUGUAGGAUGCUGUUGGACCACAAAGCAGAUGUCAAUCUUCAAGAGGAGGACAAUAAAACAGCUCUUCACAAGGCUUCCUGGAACUGCGAUCACAUCCUGAUGCAGAUGUUGCUGGAAGCCGGAGCGGAUACACGAGCCAUGGACAUCAACGGCUGUUCUCCCAUUCAGUAUCUUCUGAAAGUUACUGAUGUAAGACACACGGCCUUGCACGAAGACUGUUAUCAGCUGCUGCUGAACCACAAUGCGGCCAGGAUCUACCCACCCCAGUUUCACAAGGUGUUGCAGUCCUGCCAUGACCACCCUAAAGUUGUCGAGAUCAUGGUCAACUCAUAUGAACACUUAAAGCCUACAAGAAAGUGGAGAAGUGCCAUUCCAGAUGACUGCUACAAGCGACAUGAAGAGUUCUACGACUCCUUGUUCGUGGUUUGCUCGAACAGCCCUCGCAGCUUGCUGCACUUGGCCAGAUGUGCCAUCAGAGGCAGUAUGGAAGAAUCCUGUCAAAGAGGAGUAACCCAGCUCCCUUUACCGUCAAGCAUUAAGAACUAUUUAUUGCUGACGCCACAGGGGAUACUAUAUUGAUCACUGCGCAUAAACAGAUGACAAAGAAUUACACUUUGAACAAAUAUGACAUUUUUGUAUUACCCUUUUCUUCCCUUCAUUUUUUUUUUGUGGUUAAUGGUGAACAACAACUUUUGAAAUGCAAACACAUAUGAAAUGUAUUUUUACAGUACACACACACACACACACUUUAAAGUCACUUGGUUUUGCUAAAAAAUAUAUGAAGUUGCUCACUAUGAGACUGGAAUAAAGUGUUGUUGCAUGGCAGACUUGUGCCAAAAUCCUGGCCUGUUGGUUAUAAAAAUACGUUGCAAAUUGACUACAAAAAAUAAACUGCAGUACCAUGGCA
Molecule: messenger RNA, 1847 nt
Organism: Syngnathus typhle (broad-nosed pipefish)
Lineage: Eukaryota; Metazoa; Chordata; Actinopteri; Syngnathiformes; Syngnathidae
Gene: asb4
Product: ankyrin repeat and SOCS box containing 4
Exons: 6
Coding region: 137-1519 (460 amino acids)
Biological process (GO): intracellular signal transduction
Cellular component (GO): cytoplasm; nucleus
Molecular function (GO): protein binding
Source: RefSeq, a predicted model, not a curated record